GUUGAAAAUAGUAUGGUGCUUGUACACACGAGUAAGAAAUCGUGAAUUUACAUGCGAUGGGUAUUUCUACCAGAUUUAUUUUUUUCUGAGGAACACGAGGUUAAUAAUAAAAAUGUGAAUAAACCAUUGGAAUAUUUCACUAGAAGGUUCAAAAUUCCACCUUUUAUAUUUUGUAUACAUCCUUAUGUAUGCGAGAUACAGCUACUAGCCCAUAUUUCUAUAAAUAAUUAUAAAGCUAUCACGAAAAUAUUAAACUCAUCAUCUCAAAAUCAUUUAAAUUCAGAGUAUUUUCAUUCAGCCCUUCAGACAUGUAGAUCGAACUCCAGGGAAAAACAGUAUUUCAACGAAUCGUACUAUAUAAACCAUAUACGGAUUCGGAUAACUAACAAACGUGAGUUGAGAAUAUUAAUCAGAUUCAGAGGUGACACAAGGACCCAUUCUCGGCCUCAUCUGCACCACAACCACUAUAAAUCAGCUAUCGUGUUUCAGAAAGGCAAGCUGACUACGUACAAAGUCACGGACAAGAACUGAGGAAGAGAUAGGAGAUACUAAUUGGAUUUUGGUAGUACUUGUCACCUACUUACUUCUGAUAAUAUUCGAGAAUAUAUUCUAUAACUAGUGAAUACUAGGGUCCCUUAAUGGAAAUUGACGUUAAAGUCAUCUUAACAGGGUACGGACAGAUCCUCGUAUCCUAUCACUCUAAAGUGUUUGUGAAACAGUUAUAUAGUUCCAUCCUUAUUCAAUUCUGGGGAUAAACACUAGAUUUUUGACAUUCGUUGUUUUUUAGGUUAUAUUGAGGUCACUGGCGUAUCAUACGUAAUUUCCAUAUGGAAUUCCUGAUCCAACUAUACCAAGAUAUAGAUGAACAAUCCUCUAGUUUUAGAGUUUACUACUCCAGCAUAAUCUUUGCAAGGUAGGGAACAUAUGAAUUGUGAAAUGACUUUAAUGUCAAUUUCCAUCAAGGGCACCAAGGGAUCCUAAUCUGCAUCAGCGGGAUCUCUUGAACACUCUUGAAGUUUAUUGGAAAUGGCAUAAUAACGAUCUGUCUGUUGUGACAUUUUCGACAGUGUACGUUGAAUAUUAAAUAAAAAAAUUUCAUAUAGUUUUGAUAGUGCUUCUAUUCUGUAUGAAUAGUUUCAGUGUCAUCCUUAUUUUUUUAUUUUUAUGUUCUGAAAUUGAAGCAGUUGAAGACAGUUUAGUGUUCGUACAUGCACUCGUUAGACAUGGAGAUCGAACUCCGGAAAAGAGCAGCCUCUACCCAGCAAGUAAAUAUAACAACGAAUCGUUCUUCAUGCCAUAUGGAUUCGGACAACUAACAAACAAAGGCAAGUUGACAGCAUUCAAAGUUGGACAAGAAUUGAGGAAGCGAUACAAAGGUUUUCUAGAUGAAACGUAUAAUAUAAAAUUGAUAGAUGCCAGAAGUAGCGAUUUCAACAGAACCAAAGCCUCGCUGCAAGCCAUCUUGGCAGGUCUCUUUCCGCCCACUAAAGAAUUGGUUUGGUUGGAAGGAAUGAAUUGGCAACCCAUCGCAACAACUUAUCUAGAGAGAAAAUCUGACAAGGAGUUGUUUUGUUUUGGCUGCCCCUCAUGGAAACCUAACGCCCAUGACUUUGAACAAAGUGAGAAAGGGCGAAACGCUCUCAUUAAGGAUUACAAAAGUAUCUCUAAAUUUUUAACCAAUAAAACAGGAAAAACUUAUAGCAAACUGCGAGAUAUAUGUUCAUUAUAUCGUGGAUUCCAAAUACUGGAGAGUUUCAAUCAACCAUUACCAGAGUGGAGUAAAUCUAUUUAUCCUGACAAGAUGAAGGAUAUUAUAGCAAUUAACUAUUAUUAUCUGGUAGCUACUCCAAUUUUAAGGCAGAUGUCGGCAGGAUUUCUGUUGAAGAAAAUUCUAGAUGACACCGAUGACAAGAUAAACGGCAGACUGCCUAUGAAAAAAAUGUCCAUUUUGUGUGGACACGAAUUCAACAUUGCUUCCCUGCUUAGAGUAUUGGAUAUAUGCGAAGAUUACAAGUCCGUUCCACCAUAUGGAUCUUAUAUUCUCUUUGAAUUGCAUCGUAUUGACAAUGGAUUUGGUUUCAAGAUUUUUUACCAGAAUUAUAAAACUAGCGAACCAAAAUUGAUGAAGCUGCCAAAAUGCGAAGAGUUCUGUUCUCUAAAGAAAUUCAACGGAAUUUUGAAAGAAGAUAUACCGAUCAAUGACGAAGUGUGUACACCAAUGUCAAUCGAACAAAGGUCAACAGUAUCGAGAAAUUACCCACAACGGAACUUGAUUAUUAUCAUGUCACUUAGCUUUCCGGCAUUCAUCAAGAGUUCUAGAUUUUUUUGAAUAACACAUGGUAGGUAUAUGCGUAUGAUAUAGUAUAAAUCAAAAUUAAUUUGUAAUAAUUGUAUAUCAUCGUGAAAUUUAUAAACAGAGGUAUUUUAUUGUUUCUAAUCAUAGAACUAUUUAAAUAGUACAGAAUUAUGUAUAUUUAUAUUUAUUUACUGAAAUUGAUAAUAAAUCUCGACACGAACAA
Molecule: messenger RNA, 2519 nt
Organism: Phaedon cochleariae (mustard beetle)
Lineage: Eukaryota; Metazoa; Arthropoda; Insecta; Coleoptera; Chrysomelidae
Source: the annotation of a GenBank genome assembly